Molecule: messenger RNA, 2251 nt
Organism: Musca domestica (house fly)
Lineage: Eukaryota; Metazoa; Arthropoda; Insecta; Diptera; Muscidae
Product: sodium- and chloride-dependent neutral and basic amino acid transporter B(0+)
Exons: 10
Coding region: 322-2145 (607 amino acids)
Biological process (GO): sodium ion transmembrane transport
Cellular component (GO): membrane
Source: RefSeq, a predicted model, not a curated record
CAGUUGCUCGCCAGAGCUUCGACUAAUUGUCAGUGCGGAAUAAAAUUAUUAAUUAUUAUCAAAACAAGCAAGCCAACAACCGAAAACAAAAAAACAACAUCAAAUCCAAAUCAAACCGAAAAAAAAACUCAAAACAUGUAUUAGAACUCAAACAAUGGAAUCAAUUAAGUCACUAUUUUGAAAUUUGUUUAAACGCGAGACAUUCUACGGAAGUGCGGUAUAUUGAAAACAUUCGAGUGUUCAGCGGUAAUUCGGUAUUUCCAUUGAGUGUUUGUUGGCAAACUAAUUUGAAGCGAAAAGCCAACGUAAACCCAGAUCAUCAUGGUCUAUGAAUCGUCCUACGAAAGUGGACGGCAGCCGUUUUUGCCCGACACCAAACGUGGCAAUUGGCUGAACCCUCAGGAUUUCAUUUAUGCCGGCAUAAGUUUGGUAUUUCGAAUUGAUAUUAUUUCGAUGUCUCUGCUGGCAUCAUUCGAUACUGGAGUUCUUGUCCUAAUUCCGGUCUAUCUCUUGGGCAUGGUUAUCUACACUGUGCCCCUUAUGGUGUUACAAUCCUACAUGGGACAAUUUUCCAGCAGCGGAUUUAUAUCAGCAUUUCGACUGUCUCCAAUAUUUAAAGGUAUUGGCUUUGUUUCACUUAUAACGAACAUAUUCAUUCUGGCCUAUCACAGUAUUUUUGCCAUGGUACCGCUGCUCUAUAUGUUCGCCUCAUUCAAUCCCACACUGCCAUGGAGUUGCGAGGGUUUUAAGACAUGGGCGCAAAAUCUCACAGAAAGUGAGGAAAUAAAUAUAUGCAAUGUAUACAUACGUAAUGAAACCGAACCAGAUAUCAGCGCAAAUGAUACGUCCAGUAAUGAUACGUCCUCGUAUGUGUUUAUCAAUCACCAUAUACCAUCGGUAUUGUAUUUUCAAUAUCUGUUCCAUGACCUGAAAGUGUUCCGCUAUGAUGACUUUGAUUUUUCAAUGAGUUGGCAGUUGAUAUUGUGCGCUCUGAUGGUAUGGGCCAUUAUAGCUGUAAUUGUCUACAAAUUCUUUCAGACCGAAGUGAUAGGAACAAUUGUACGUUACUCUGUUCUGGUGGUUAUAGGUCUCAUGGUUUUCUUUUUGAUUGCCUUCAGUUUUCUACCCGGCUCGGGCCAUGUUUUCAGUCACUUAUUUACGAUGCGGUGGCGAGAUAUUGUAACGGGUAUCAUAACAAUACCCAUGCAUGGCAUGGCGGCAUUUGGACCCGGUUGGGGCAUAUUCCUGACACUGUCCAGUUUUAACAAAUUUCGCACAAAUGUCAUCAAACAAAGUUGUCUAAUUGCCCUGGGACAAUUUGUGGUGAUGAUCGGUCUGGACUUUUUGACCAAUUUGAGUGAGACAUUUUUCUCAGAAAAGACCAACGGCGACUAUUAUGCCCAAGUGGAGCACAUGUGGAUUUUGUAUUUGUCAACGGGUAGUGUUUUGACACACUUUCCCUGGGCUAAUUUGUGGUCGAUUAUUUUCUAUUUCAUGUUGUUCUGGUCGAGUGUGUUGUUAAUGAUUCUCCAGUUGCAUACCAUUCUUACCUCAAUUCUGGAUGAGUUCGAUUUCCUUCGAGAGAAAAAACUUCAGGUGGCCUAUGGUUUGAUAGGUUUCUUGGCAGCGGUUUCCAUCUACUUCACUUCAAAUCAUGGCCUGACUUAUUUCUCGGCUCUGGCCAUCGAUACAUAUAACACACAAACUGCCAUAAAUCUGUUGCUGAUUUUGAUAGUACUCUGGAUCUAUGGUCGAGAACGGUUCCAGAGAGAUUUCGAAUUUAUGACGAGCCAUCGUUUUUCCACCUGGAAUGUGUAUAUUUUACGAUUUGUGGCACCACUGGGCAUGGUCUUGGCCUUGAUCGGUGGCUUCUUUAUAUCGCAUUAUGAACAUAAAAUCACUUCACUUGUCAUCGAUGUAUGUGCCAUAAUUUUUAUAGCCAUUCCAUGGCUGGGAAUACCCGGCUUUGUCAUUUAUCAAAUGUCUCGUUCGAUGGGUUCGUUAAAAAUGCGUUUCCUACGUUGCUGCCGCCCCACAGAUUGGUACCCCGUCGAAGCUGAGGAGAAACAAAAGUAUGAACAGCUGGUGGGUAGUGUGGAAAUAACUCAGACACUGAGUGAACUGAAAGAUGAGGAAGUCAUUUGAGAGCAUAAAAACCGCCCACGAGAGUGAUUUGUUAUUUAUUCUAAAUUUUGUGCAAUAAUUGUUAAAAUAGUUAAAUACCGAAAUAAAAGCUUUAGACGUAUCCUUA